This is a messenger RNA of Mesorhabditis belari, 543 nucleotides long. Lineage: Eukaryota; Metazoa; Nematoda; Chromadorea; Rhabditida; Rhabditidae. The record is from the annotation of a GenBank genome assembly.
AUGUUUCACUAUAAACUCUAUUACUUUGACGUGCGUGGCUCGGCGGAACCAAUUCGAAUGCUUUUCGCGUUGGCUGGCGAGAAAUUUGAGGACUAUCGAGUGAAUGAUGAGGAGUGGACAACGAUGAAAGCGAAAAUGCCAAAUGGGCGAAUGCCUGUGCUGGAAAUCAAUGGCUUGCAAAUCGCUCAAUCGGCCUCCAUUCUGAGAUAUCUUGCCGAGAAAUUUGGAUACACCGGGAAAACCUUGAUCGAAAAAGCGCAAGUUGACGCGUGUUACGAGGAGUUUCGAGAUUUUCGCUACGAAAUCCACCGCUUUAUCACCGUUCUUCGCGGAAAGCGACCGGGAGAUGUGAAAGAGGCUUAUUUGAAGUGGUAUGUACCAGCAAAGAAGCGUUUGUUCAACUUCCUGGAAAUAAUGCUGAGGAAAAAUGGAACUGGAUUCUUGGUUGGUGAUUCGGUCACUUAUGCUGAUUUGGUGAUUGCUGAGUAUAUGAAUGUCCUUUUCCGAGAGCGGCCGAAUGAAUUGGAUGCGUUUCCGGAGGUU